This is a messenger RNA of Marchantia polymorpha subsp. ruderalis, 1752 nucleotides long. The record is from the annotation of a GenBank genome assembly. Lineage: Eukaryota; Viridiplantae; Streptophyta; Marchantiopsida; Marchantiales; Marchantiaceae.
AUUCGCUCCACCCGGCCCGUGGUUCCGGAAGCGAACAGCGGAACAUGCUUCGCUCUGGCAGUGGUCUGCUUUCGCUCCGGACCCCUGAAAGCGUAACAGCGGCAUACAGAGUGAAUGUCGUCGCUGGAAUUGUGGCGAUUUGAUCGCGAUUUGCUGGAAUUUUGAUCUGUGCCGACGACCUCCGUUUCUGGCCCGUGACGUGCACUUGUUUUUCAGUAUCCUUUUCAGAUCCGAUCUGCUGUUCGCAGCGGCUGUUCUCUCGAGACGAUUUUAGGGGGAGAAUUCUGGCCGAGAAAAUCAUGAGUAUGGCAUGCCGAAGGACAACGUUGCGGCGCGUCCUGGAGGUGGUGGAGCGCUGUCAUAGAAAAGCCACGGGAGCUCUCUCCGAUGCCGCUUCUACUGCGGUAGUUUCUCAAUCGAGAAAAAUCGCCUCGUCCACGAAUUCUCUUGCUUUGUCACGAUGGGGUUCUUCUAUUGUUCCAAGGGCAACAAUUCAAGUGCCUUUUUUGGAACUUCGGGGUGCAACGAAUGCUCUGUCUUUCUCCUCUGCUGCAACCCCUCAGGUCGAUGGAAAGGAUGGAAGCAGCCCAGGAACCUCAACGGAAACUACUGCCACUCCUGCUAGCACGGAGGACGAGCCUGUCCAAACACAAGGAGGUGCAGAGCGCAAAGGGGGUCACGAGGAAGUGGAGAAGGAGGAUAUGGUUGGUCUCUUAGCUGAAAAGCUCGCCCUUAUCGAACAAAAAGAAAAAGAAGUGAAAGAGCUAAAAGACAAACUCCUUUGGAGCUUGGCAGAGAUGGAAAACGUAAGGGACAGAGCGAGAAGAGACGCCGACAGUACGAGAAAGUUUGCUGUCCAGAGUUUUGCGAAAGGUCUGCUAGAUGUGGCAGAUAAUUUAUCACGAGCAGCCGCUGCCGUGCCAGAGAAGAUUGCAAAGUCAAAUGCUGCAGAUGAUCCCACUGGAACAGUCAAGUUACUGCAAUCAUUAUUACAAGGAGUGGAAAUGACUGAGAAACAGCUGCUCCAGGCCUUUAAGAAGCAGGGUCUGGAGAAAUUUGAUCCGUUAGGUGAAGCGUUUGAUCCAAGUAAACAUGCUGCCAUAUUCGAAGUAGAUGACGCAACAAAAACUCCUGGAACUGUGGCUAUGGUAUUGAAGGCUGGUUAUUCAUUGAAUGAAAGAGUCAUCCGCCCUGCUGAAGUUGCAGUGGUGAAGGAACCCUCAGCAUAAGCUCUUCUAGAAAAUUUUGUUAGUUCAUAGAAAUUUGUUAGGCGGGGAUCGGACAUGAGCUUCUCCGAUUCAGUUCUGUUCGAAAAUGUCAGGGCUGUCAAAAUUGGAGAGUUUCGGUGAAGAAGAAAAGUUAGUUACCCAUCCUUUGUGGGUUGUCAAGAUAUACCUACUAGAUUAUUAUACCUGUUUCAAUCAUUCAAGAUCCGAAAAGAUUUCUCAAAAGGUGAUAUUUCAGUUGUGGCGGGCAAGUACUGUAUACUGGAAGGUCGUGAUGUAACGUUCUGAACUUAGUUCUGUUGACAAAUUCGUCAUGAAUAAACAUCCGACAACCAUAGCAACACGUACUUUGAAGUAGCAAUAAUUGAAGUAAUACCUGAAUCAAAUCCUUCAUGUGAAGAAAUUUGGAGUGGCAAUGUCAUCAACUUUGUUCUCGUGAUUUGGCGUGACAUCGCAAAAGUAAGUUAUCCAGGUGAAAUGAUAUCCAGCAAAUAGAUUUCUUACCCCAGGUACUUCCGCAUCUCUU